AUGAUGGAAAAUGUGGACGAAUUGGACGGAAACUCACAGUUAAAUUUGCCUAGUGUAAACAUAUCCAGAACGUCUGAUUAUGCAACGAAUGAAAUUGGUGGCGAAUCAAGCGAUAAUUCGACACUGGUCGAAAUGCUUACUGAAAUAAAACGGCUUAUGGAUGAAAAUCAUCAAAGUUACCAUGCUGAUAUACAACAAAUUUUAGAGGAAAACAAUAAUUUGAAGCAGAGAGUUAAAGAAACGGAAUUCCAAACAGCAGACACUCAGACACGCCUCGUUGACUUUGAAACCCGACUUAUAACAGUUGAAGAUAGCGUGGCAGGUUUAGGCAAAGUGCUUACAGAACUAAGGCCUGCAUUGAACGAAAGUUUUGUUGAGAAACUUAAUAAGCGAACGGACGAAAUUCGUGAUGAAUCUCGGCGAUAUUUCGUAGAGAACUUUUCAAAGUUAUUAUCGGCGCUAGAAUCCCUUGAAAAGCAUGUUGAAUACAUUGAAGUUGAUUUGCAAUUCCUAAUAGAAGAAUCAAACAAAAGGGGCGCUGGCGUGGAACGACGUAAACAAUCAACCCCGAUAUCCCUUAUCCCACGCGAAGACAAAUUUGAUGAUGGAGUACAAUCGGACGGAAAAAAUUCAUUGGGCAACUCAAACCUCUCUAAGCGAAAGUUACCUACAUCACCA
Paramuricea clavata is the source of this 678-nucleotide messenger RNA. The record is from the annotation of a GenBank genome assembly. NCBI's taxonomy places the organism in Eukaryota, Metazoa, Cnidaria, Anthozoa, Malacalcyonacea, Plexauridae.